UUUGCAUGUGCAGGUGAGAGCAUCAGAGAAGAAUGACUAUUCUAUCAAGGCAGAGCUCAGGUGUCAGAGCAGUUGUCGUCUUCCUGAUCAUCUGAACUACGUCUGGUACAAGAAUCAACAGAAGGAGAAGAUUGAAGGAGAAUCUUAUUCAGGUCUAUUUCAGUAUACAGACAGAGUUUCCUGUGCUGUUAAAGGACUCGAGGAUUUCCGCUCUCCCUCAAUGUUGGUAAGGAGUCAGAUCGACUGGGGUGUGAGUUACACUUCUACUGAGAUCUGUGCCUUCAGAGGAUCAACAGUGGACAUUAACUGUACCUACACAUACCCAUCCAGCUGGAAUCAACUUGAUACUACAGUUCAGGAAAAGUUCUGGUUCAUUAAAGAGAGUAAUGGGAUUCACGUUGAUCUAAAGAAUGAUUCAGAGUAUUCAGGUCGUGUGGAGAAUCUCUGUGGAAACAACACGUGCACUCUGAGAAUCUCUAACCUGACAGAGAGUGACUCAGCUAUGUACAAGUUCAGGUUCACAACAAACCAACCGAAUGGGAGUUUAACUGGUUCAACUGGAGUCACUCUGAAUGUCACAGACCCUCAGCUCCAGAUACAUUUGAGGAGAUCAACAGCCAAUCCAUCUUCUACCUGGACAGAGCUGACCUGUCACAGCAGGUGUCAGCUCCCUGAUCAUCUUUCCUACGUUUGGUACAAUAACAAUAAACCUGUUGGACGAAAAAAAUACUUUCACCUCCGACACUUUAAUGCUGAAGACAGCUAUCACUGUGCUAUAGAAGGACAGGAGCGUUUCCCUUCUCCUACAGUGUAUGCUCCAAAGCCUCCCUCUGGGUCAGUGAGUCCCUCUGGUGAGAUCAUGGAGGGCAGCUCAGUGACUCUGAACUGCAGCAGUGAUGCUAACCCAGCAGCUAAAUACACCUGGUACAAGAGAAGAGGAGAUAAACAAGUUCAACGUCUCAGUGAAGAGACACAAUUUGUCUUCAGCUCCAUCCGGUCGUCAGACUCUGGAGAGUAUUACUGCACAGCUGAGAAUGAGCUGGGAAGGAGUUCAGCAAACAUCUCUAUUACUGUGACAUAUGCUCCAAAGCCUCCCUCUGUGUCAGUGAGUCUCUCUGGUGAGAUCAUGGAGGGCAGCUCGGUGACUCUGACCUGCAGCAGUGAUGCUAACCCAGCAGCUAACUACACCUGGUACAAGGAGAACCGAGUUCUGCUUCAAGGACCAGAGGGUGUUUAUCGUCUCUCCUCCAUCAGCUCUGGGGACAGCGGGGUCUACUCCUGCAAGUCUGAGAAUCAGUACGGACGGAUCAACUCCACGUCUCUACACUUAGACGUCCAGUGUGAGUAGAAAACAUCCACAUGUCCAUGAAACCCAGCACUGUCUCACAACCUUACAGAAAGUUCCUGGGUCCGCCCCCUUAUCUGGAUUCACACCAAACUUUACUGAGUUCUUCCCCUAUAUGACGGGGAAUAAUGUUCUGAUCAGUAUAUGAUUUAGUCUCUCUGCUAUUCGUGGAAAUAUCUUGGAAAAUGUGUCUUUUCGGUCAAAUCUUUGCUCAUCUUGACCUCUGACCAUCUGCUGAAAAAGAAUAUAUACACAACACUAUUCAGUAAGUUUGGUUCAUGUGUUGAGUUAUUUUGUACAUUCACACAAACGGGCUGAAAACAAAUCCCUCAGUACCUGCUUCUGUCUGUGCUGGCGCCCUGGGUUAAUAAUGAUCAUCUAUAUUUAAGAAGCACUUAUCAAAACCAGAGAUUAAAAAGUUCUUCACUUUGGUUAAUGAAUAUUUCUGAGUUGAUUUCAUGAUCUUGCAUGUUUUACACCAGACGCUCCAAAGCCUCCCUCUGUGUCAGUGAGUCCCUCUGGUGAGAUCAUGGAGGGCAGCUCAGUGACUCUGACCUGCAGCAGUGAUGCUAACCCAGCAGCUAACUACACCUGGUACAAGGAGGACGAGGACUCACCAACAGCAUCAGGACAAAUCUUCACCAUCACUAAUAUCACAGCUGAACAUGGUGGAAAGUAUCAGUGUGAGGCCCAGAACACACACGGACGUAGUAAGGCCACCUUACAUCUGA
Pleuronectes platessa (European plaice) is the source of this 2076-nucleotide messenger RNA. RefSeq names its product B-cell receptor CD22. The transcript has 5 exons. The coding region runs from base 221 to 1348 and encodes 375 amino acids. NCBI's taxonomy places the organism in Eukaryota, Metazoa, Chordata, Actinopteri, Pleuronectiformes, Pleuronectidae. The record is from RefSeq and is a predicted model, not a curated record.